Molecule: messenger RNA, 662 nt
Organism: Staurois parvus
Lineage: Eukaryota; Metazoa; Chordata; Amphibia; Anura; Ranidae
Source: the annotation of a GenBank genome assembly
CUGCUCCUUGGUCCUACCUGUUUCUCGGUCCAGCAGUGUCCGGCGCCGGCAUCUUCAGUGUGGGCACCCGGCUGUAACAGUUUGCAAACUGUGGUCAUCUCCUGUACUAUGUCCGCAGUCUCUGGUUAUCCCCUGUAGUACGUCUGCAGUCUCUGGUCAUCUUCUGUACUAUGUCUGCAGUCUCUGGUCUUCUCCUGUACUGUGUCCGCAGUCUCUGGUCAUCUCCUGUACUAUGUCCGCAGUCUCUGGUCAUCCCCUGUAGUACGUCCGCAGUCUCUGGUUAUCUCCUGUACUAUGUCCGCAGUCUCUGGUCAUCUUCUGUACUAUGUCCGCAGUCUCUGGUCUUCUCCUGUACUGUGUCUGCAGUCUCUGGUCAUCUUCUGUACUAUGUCUGCAGUCUCUGGUCUUCUCCUGUACUAUGUCCGCAGUCUCUGGUCAUCUUCUGUACUAUGUCCGCAGUCUCUGGUCAUCUCCUGUACUAUGUCCGCAGUCUCUGGUCAUCUCCUGUACUAUGUCCGCAGUCUCUGGUCAUCCCCUGUAGUACGUCCGCAGUCUCUGGUUAUCUCCUGUACUAUGUCCGCAGUCUCUGGUCAUCUUCUGUACUAUGUCCGCAGUCUCUGGUCUUCUCCUGUACUGUGUCUGCAGUCUCUGGUCAUCUUCUG